CAGACUCGUCCCCUCGACAACAUCCUGGACAUACGCACGGCUUUCCCUUUUCUUUUUCAUCAAUUCUGAAGCAUGUCCCGCAGAGCAUCAGCUAUGCCACCGAAUAACCAGCCGAACAAUCCUGCUUCCUCGUCUUCCGGUGACGGAGGUCAAGAAAAACAGAAGAUGCUUCUCUCAUCUGAGGUUGGACAUUUUAGUAUGAUCAGAGCAUUGCAUCUUGCGGAUCUAGUAACCGAACUUAAUGGGUUUUGCGGAGUCAUGUCUGUUUUCUCCUCGAUGCGCUACUGCCUUGGCGAUCCGCAUGAUCUGGGUAAUAUCUGGGCUGCGUUAGCAUUCAUGCCUUUUGGUCUCUUCUUUGAUUUUAUGGAUGGAAAGAUUGCGCGAUGGAGAAAGAAGUCCUCUCUGAUGGGACAAGAGCUCGACUCGCUUGCAGACUUGGUUUCGUUCGGCGUAUCUCCCGCAGCUGUCGCAUUUGCCAUCGGCGUCCGCACGACGAUGGAUCACCUAUUCCUCGCCUUCUUUGUGCUUUGCGGGCUGACUCGGCUAGCUCGCUUCAACGUGACUGUUGCUGUGUUGCCGAAGGAUAAGAGUGGCAAGUCCAAGUAUUUCGAAGGCACGCCGAUUCCGACGACACUCUCGAUCGCAAUGCUCAUGGCAUACUGGGUCUCUCAGGGCUGGAUUCUUGACGAACUGCCGUGGGGGGUUGUUGCUCAAGGCACGAUCUUCGAAUUCCACCCCGUGGUGCUUUUGUUUGUUCUGCAUGGCUGCCUGAUGGUCAGCAAAACGAUACACAUCCCGAAGCCGUGAAUGAGGCUCGGCCCGGAGCGCUAAGAGCAAUCAAUCUAGCAUGAGGACGGCCGGCCUUGUUUUUUUUUCUUUUCUUCGGAUUGAAUAGAGAUUACGUCGGACAAGUGUUGUCUACCACUG
This is a messenger RNA of Penicilliopsis zonata CBS 506.65, 927 nucleotides long. RefSeq lists its product as hypothetical. Gene Ontology annotation, biological process: phospholipid biosynthetic process. The record is from RefSeq and is a predicted model, not a curated record. The coding region runs from base 73 to 807 and encodes 244 amino acids. Gene Ontology annotation, molecular function: phosphotransferase activity, for other substituted phosphate groups. The transcript is spliced from 6 exons. Gene Ontology annotation, cellular component: membrane. Lineage: Eukaryota; Fungi; Ascomycota; Eurotiomycetes; Eurotiales; Aspergillaceae.